AUGGCUCCUUAUAAGGUUCUUUAUGGGAGAAGAUGUAGAUCUCCUAUUGGUUGGUUCGAGGUUGGUGAAGCUGAGUGGAUAGGACUAUAUUUGGUUCAUCAAUCCAUGGAGAAGGUGAACAUUCUUCAGGAAAUGUUAAAGACAUCACAAAGUCGUGAGAAAUCCUAUACAGAUGUUAGGAGAAGGGACUUAGAGAUAUCAAAGAGAAUUGGAAAUGUAGCUUAUAAGUUGGAGCUACUGUCAGAGUUAGCAACAGUCCAUCCAGUAUUCCACAUUUCAAUGUGGAAGAAGUAUAUGAGUGAUCCUUCACUUAUUAAACCUACUGAGAAUAUCGGUAUUACGAAAAACCUAUCUUACGAGGAUGUACCCAUUCAGAUUCUUGAUCAUCAGGUUCACAUGUUGAGGACCAAGGAGGUUGCACUAGUUAAGGUCUUAUGGAGAAAUCAAUUUGUUGAGGAAGCUACUUGA
Molecule: messenger RNA, 468 nt
Organism: Solanum stenotomum
Lineage: Eukaryota; Viridiplantae; Streptophyta; Magnoliopsida; Solanales; Solanaceae
Exons: 2
Coding region: 1-468 (155 amino acids)
Source: RefSeq, a predicted model, not a curated record